Messenger RNA from Sphaerulina musiva SO2202, 2258 nucleotides. RefSeq lists its product as uncharacterized. The transcript is spliced from 4 exons. NCBI's taxonomy places the organism in Eukaryota, Fungi, Ascomycota, Dothideomycetes, Mycosphaerellales, Mycosphaerellaceae. The record is from RefSeq and is a predicted model, not a curated record. The coding region runs from base 405 to 1940 and encodes 511 amino acids.
CGUCUCAGCCUUCCAAGUUCCGCGAGCAGCUGUACGAAGCACAAUAAUCCAUCAUGCGAAUUCACCAGUACCUGGUAUUCAGGUCAACGAAACAUGAGUAGCAAAGGAUACAAUAUGAACUACCGCCGCCCCCAUUCCCCAGUCCUACAUGCUGUCGAUUCCGUCUAUAACUUGCCCAACUUCGCCUCUUGCGAACUGAAGCCCACCAAAUCUUUUUCCAAAGCCUGCUCAUCUGUGAUCUGGCUCGCUGUAUUUUGUCCCUCAUUCAUCAGGCAUCUAAUCUUAGCGCUGGCUAGGUACUGCAUGGUGAGCCUGCAUCAAGUUGCAGCAGCGCCCGUCGCUCUAGCGCGCUCUACGUGGGAUGCGCCGACAAGACCUGGAGUUACACCGGUAAUACGGUAGUCAUGAGAGAUGGGGCUAUCCGUGCCCUUGGAAAUUUGGAAACCUCAAUCUCAUGUGGUCAACAUGUCUUCUGUGAACGACCACCUGCCCACGUAGGCACACAAAACCGGAAUCACACAGCAUCAGGUAGUUCUACAAGUCUUGUGCGAAGGAUUGCUUCCGCAUCUUGUCUCAGCCCUGUAUCGGCGGCCCGGCGAAGGUGCCGACAGGAGCUGCAGAUCCACCAUCCGUCGCCAUUCUUGAACAUGGAGAUACUGGACAUACACCUGGCACGAUCGCAAAUAAGCGGUGCGAGCACACCCUCAGGCAUAAGCGCAGUGACCAGCUAUAGCACAGAAGCCCUGCAACGCACUGCUUCGGAACAAAUCUCACAAAGCGUACUCGAAAACCCCUUCGAGCUCCGAUAUGGACGGCGUUAUCUGCGCAGCGAUAUGUCUUAUCCUUUUCCUUGCGACCUGGCAGAACUCCAGAGACAGAGUUUGCGAACAUUGCUUGGAAUUCAAGUGUUUGGAGGACCAUUUUGCAAUCCCAAGUUCAAGGAAAAGCCCCCCAAAAAAGUUCUUGAGUUUGGAUGUGGCACAGCAUUCUGGAGUGCCAUGUGCCACGACCACUUCGUUGCUCGUGGACAUAAACAUAUCCACUUUGUCGGCACAGAUAUCGCGCCGCUCGCACCAAACCUGCAACGGCAGGGCAUGAAUUGGACAUUCUUCCAGCUCGACAUGCGACGAAUACCAAUGCCUUUCAAAGACAAAGAAUUCGACCUUAUCGUCUUCAAGGACCUCAGCUUGGUGAUGCCCUUGGAAGCGAGGUCAGAGGAGAUUCUAGGCGAAGCGAUUCGUAUCCUCAAGCCAGGUGGGUGCAUCGAAGUUUUGGAGACGGACCAUGUCAUACGAUUUCUCGCCAGCCGCCCACCUUCUCGGUCCAGCAAGCCUGAUGAGCAAGAAAACGCGGUUCGCACGGCAACAUUCCCCAUUCCCAUAGGCCACCCUUUCGCUCCAGCGCAGAACAAAUACCUCCAAAAAGCGAACAAGUGGAUUGAAGAAUCCUUGCACAGACGUCGACUGAAUCCAUCACCUACAUCUCGCAUAGCAGAGAUGCUUACGCAAGGGCCCGAUCUCAAGAAUGUAGGCUACCGCCGAAUCGCUGUACCUCUCGGAGAACUCCAAUGGGAAAGGGACGCUCGACAUACGAAUCCAAAUAGUGGUGAGCAUGAAUCGACCUCGUCUAUUGGCUCGUGCAACACCACUCCAAUAGCCGGUAGCGGUCAGAACUUGACACCGGAUCAAUUAGCGCUUAGACAGACUGCGUUGAUGACUGUCUUGGGCCAGAUCGAGAGUAUGGAGCCCAUGUUGAAAGAAGCCAGCGGUAAGAACAGCGAAGAGUGGUCGCUGUGGUGGGCAGCCAUGAUGACAGACUUGCUAGAUCCAGCUAAUGGCGGUCUGGUCGGAGAGUGCCUGGAGAUGGGUGCGUGGUGGGCCACCAAAGCUGGUAACCCUGAUGAGCUUGAUGAAGGUGCGGUUGAUAAAAGCGACGGGUAGGCGGAUUUUAGGGUCAAGAUCCGCCGUAUUGCUUUCCUUGCUUUAGAGCCCUAUACCUUUUGAGGUAAUAUAGUGCCUCUAUUUUCAGCUUGCGCUAUGCCCUUUCUGAUUUGCUCUUCGUCCUGAAUUGAGGCCUUGGACAUGAACGCUUUGUGAAGUCGCGGGCGGAAGUAGUCGAAGCCGAGAGGGUAUUCGCGUCCUAGAUACAACAACUCUUUAUAGAUCCGAAUAACAUCGUGUCGAAGAGCAUUUGAAGCCAUGGCUAUAGAGGUAUGGAUGUUGCGCAGUUGGAAGAGUUCAGUAUGUAGGUGUCAGAAU